AUGGUCUCCGAAUCCGAACUCAUUGGCCGCCUCCGCGAGUUCCUGCGGAGCUCCGACCUCAACACCACCACCACCGCCACCGUCCGCCGUCAGUUGGAGGUCGAUUUCGGCAUCGAUUUAUCCCAACGCAAGGCAUUCAUUAGGGAACAGGUGGACUUGUUCCUGCAGACCGAGCAUAACCAAGAGCAACAAAAAGAAGACCAAAACGACGACGUACCAGAAGACCAAGAAGAAGAAGAAGAAGCACCUGAUAAUCCCGAGCAAAGCCAACCCUCCUAUUCCAAGGAAGAAUCCGGAGAAGAAGACGAUAGUGACGAAGAGGAACGAGAUAAACCUAAGCGUGCCAAAAAUGUCAAGAAGAAAAAAAGCCGAUCUAACAAGUUAGGUGAUGAGGUAGUAAAGAAAAGAGGUGGUGGUUUUUGCAAAUUAUGUAGCCUGUCUCCACAACUUCAGGAAUUCGUGGGAGUUCCAGAAAUGGCCAGGACAGAGGUUGUUAAGCAAUUAUGGGCCUAUAUUAGGAAGCAAAAUUUGCAAGACCCAAACAAUAAACGAAAUAUAAUUUGUGAUGAGCAAUUGCGGGCCCUUUUUAAUGUCAGUUCCAUCAACAUGUUCCAAAUGAAUAAAGCAUUGUCAAAGCAUAUCUGGCCAUUGGGUUCAGAUGAUGUUGUCCAGGUGAAGUCCACACCAAAGGAAAAACAGAAGAAGCAAGAGAGAGAUGAUGAUCCAGAUGAGCCAAAAAGAAAGGAAAAACGGCAGAAGGGAGGAGGGAAAUCAGGUUUUCUUGCUCCACUUCAGCUAUCUGAUGCCCUUGUAAACUUCCUUGGUACUGGAGAAAGUGAGUUACCAAGAACAGAUGUUAUAAAAAGAAUGUGGGAUUACAUUAAAGGAAACAACCUUCAGGAUCCUUCUAACAAGAGGCAAAUAAUAUGUGACGAGAAGCUAAAAGAACUCUUUGAUGUCGACUCCUUCAAUGGCUUCACAGUUACAAAACUGCUGGCACCUCAUUUUAUAAAGACACAUCGGUGA
Molecule: messenger RNA, 1026 nt
Organism: Sphenostylis stenocarpa
Lineage: Eukaryota; Viridiplantae; Streptophyta; Magnoliopsida; Fabales; Fabaceae
Source: the annotation of a GenBank genome assembly